Molecule: messenger RNA, 3022 nt
Organism: Leptomonas pyrrhocoris
Lineage: Eukaryota; Euglenozoa; Kinetoplastea; Trypanosomatida; Trypanosomatidae
Exons: 1
Coding region: 422-3022 (866 amino acids)
Source: RefSeq, a predicted model, not a curated record
AGAAGUCUCUCUGGUAGCAUCAAGGGACAGCAAACACCAAAGAAAGGAAAAACCAAAAAAAAAAUAGUCUACGGCUGCUAGGGAGCGCCGUAACACUCACACACGUUGGCACACCGCGAGUGAGGCCAACAGCAGUGACCGACUGUUUCUCUUCUUCUCUUCUCUUCCUUCGCUGCGCACGCGGACUUUGUCGUCCUACCAGGUACGCGCACCCAGGCACUUUGCACACCGACAUCUGUUCCGUAGCGCGGCGUUGCCUUUCUUAAUACAACAAUAUAUACGAAAAUACCCAAAUUAGAGUAGUUCGAAGGAGGCGAAAGUCUGACGUUGUUUCUCCUUCUAUAUCUUCUUCUGGGCAAUCGAUGAUAUUAAUAAUAAGAAAAAGCAUGAAGAACACUCAACGACACACAGAGCAAAAGGAAUGGCCUUCUUUCUCAAAGCCAUUGGGCUAUCGGAUGACAUCCCCGGCUUCCCCUUCACUCCGGAGGCGAAUGACCCAGGGCAUGUUGUGUACACGUCGCCGCUGAUGUGCUGGACGGUGCGCUCCGGCACGCCACACGAUGACGCACAACGGAAGGUGUCUAUCUUCACCUGCUACCUCUCCGCGCCGUCCUCAGCAGGCAACAACGAGCUGGCGAAGCUGCUCGCCCGCAACGCGCUGCGACGCGCCAAGAGUUUGAUGAUUCCAGGGUUUCUCAAGUGUCUUGGCGCGACCGAGUACCGCGAUACCGUGUACAUCGCCACCGAGGUGUGUCUACCAUUGAAGGAGGUGCUGGAGAGCCGGGAGCUGCGCACGCAGCUGUGCGGCACGACGCCGGCGGAGUACGACGCCUCCGUUGCCUACGGGAUCAGCACCGUGGGCGGGGCCCUCAGCUCCUUGCAUCAGAACCGACUGGUGCACGGCAACGUGAACUGCCAAUCUGUCUUCGUCUUGCCCUCCUCCGGCAUGUGGCGGCUGUUUGGAUUAGAGCUCGUGUCGUCGCCGGACGACGUGAAUGCGAACAACGCUAGCUGCCUCUUCGAUAGCGCACGGCGGGCCGGCUUGCUAGAAGGCUAUCGCUGCCCACCGGAGUUCUCGUCCGGCAGUGGCAGCGGCGGCACCGGGGCGAGCGCAGAUGCCUUCGCGAUUGACUCGUGGGGCAUGGCUGGUCUUCUGUACGAGACGGUCGGCGUCACGGCAGACGAGGCCCUGGACGGCAAGCUAGACUCCCUCGUCCACACCCUCGCGAGUGCGGAGCUGCGCAACGCGUGUCGGCAGCGGCUGCCGCAGUCACUGCACAGCGGGUGUAGCGGGAUCACCGCGGCCAACCCACGCCUGCGCAAGUCCGUCCAGGCGUUCCUCGAGCACUGCGAGUUUGUCCGGAGCAGCGUUUUCGUCCGGUACAUGAAGGAGCUGUCCGAGUUGCUGCUGCUGGACGCGGCGCAGCAGGUGCGGUUGGCGGAGUCGCUGACGGACGUGGUGGAUUCGUUUCCACUGCGGCCGUGUCUGUGCUACGUGCUGCCGCGGCUCAGCGAGCUCAUCCGUGCCGCGGCGAAGUCCGGCGGUGCGAGCGGCGUGGCCGGGGUCUCGAUCGGCCCCGUCGUGGACCCCUUUCUGAAGAUUGCGGCCCGCACCAGCGCCGGCGCUGACUUCGACAACUACGUGACGCCGACGCUGGUGCACAUGUACCAGAGCACCGACGUGCUCGUGCGCUAUAAACUUUUGGUCGGCUCGGAGACGUACAGCGGCAAGCUGGCCUCCGCUGCGUUGAACAACACGAUUUGGCCGUUGUACGCGAAGGGCUUUCAGUACCCGGCGCCCAGCGUGCGGGAGUACUCGGCCCGCGCGCUGGUGCAUCUCGCGCCGCACUUGUCCGAAGCGGUGCUGGGCGAUCAAGUCCCGAAAGCGUUGGGGCUGCUGCAGCGAGAUCCGGACGGGGCGUUGCGUGCAAAUGCCACCAUCGCGCUGCACCUCAUUGCCGGCUACAUCACGCCCCCGACGCAGCGGGCGACAGUUAUUCUGCAGUCCUGCCGGCCGAUGCUGCGCGACGCGUUUGAGCCGUCCCGCGUCGCGGCGCUGCGUGUGAUACGUGGUGCGAUGGACUGCCUGUCGGCGAAGCAGCUGGCGGAGAUGGUGCUGCCGUGGGUGGCGCCGCUCACGGUGGACUCAACGUCGGAGGAGAGCCGUAGUGCUGCUCUCGCGCUGGUGAAGUCGGCCAUGACAAAGCUGGAGGAGAACCACAGAGUCCUCACGGCGCAGCAGUCCGCGACGCUGAGCUCGCCCGCACCCGCACCGGCAGCAGCGGCAGAGGUGUCGACCAGCGGCAGCGGCGGCGCCAGCUCGUGGGUCUGGGGACUCUUCCACACUUCACCGGCCGCGACAGCUUCACCGACCCCGCCGUCGACCGCCCCCACGCGCCACGUUGAAGCUUCCUCCUCCUCUGCCUCCUCUUCACUUGCGAUUCACCCUGUAGCGCCCUCUGCGCACGCCACGACGGUUCUGCCGACGCCGGUGGUGGUGGCCGCUGCCGCUUCCGCCGCCGGUGGUGGUGGCUCAGGCUGGGGCAGCGAUGAGGAUGAGCUAGUCAACGGCGGUGACGCAAAGGACGAUGAUGGUUGGGGAGACGACGGCGACGAUGACGCGGACUUCGCGAAGCCCACCAGCACGACUGCCGCCAUGAAAGUGAAGCCGCUGCGGUCGACGUUCGGUGCCGCUGCCGGCGCUGGGAGUGCGCCUGCUCGGGCGACAACAGCAUCGUUUCCCGGCGGCGCGUCGCUCUCCUCUGCGAACAGCACGAGCCACACCCCUACCAUAAGUUCCGCCACGGCAGCAAAGCCUUCCCCAUUGGCGCCGCGUAUAAACAGCUCUUCCACCUUCACCGCUUCGCCUCUACCGAUGACGUCUAACACGUCGAACGCGAGUGGGUCGUCGACGCCUCUUGGCGGCAACAGUAGCCCAAGGGUUGCGGCAGCAAAUCCAAUCCCACCAGGUCCCAUGAAGCUGCGCAAGAAGGGCGGCCUUGGCGCCGCGAGGCUUGACUGA